AUGUCACUGCACAGACUCUUCCCACUGCAGACAGAGCUGAGUGCAGCCUGCCCUCUAGUGUCCACUACAUCACUGCACAGACUCUUCCCACUGCAGACAGAGCGAGAGUGCAGCCUGCCCUCUAGUGUCCACUACAUGUCACUGCACAGACUCUUCCCACUGCAGACAGAGCUGAGUGCAGCCUGCCCUCUAGUGUCCACUACAUGUCACUGCAGACUCUUCCCACUGCAGACAGAGCUGAGUGCAGCCUGCCCUCUAGUGUCCACUACAUGUCACUGCACAGACUCUUCCCACUGCAGACAGAGCUGA
Messenger RNA from Knipowitschia caucasica, 309 nucleotides. The record is from the annotation of a GenBank genome assembly. NCBI's taxonomy places the organism in Eukaryota, Metazoa, Chordata, Actinopteri, Gobiiformes, Gobiidae.